GUCAUAUUCUCUAACCCUUGAGAUUGGUUGUUGUCUACAAGAACCAGACUAGUCCUAAUCCUAGUCCUAGUCCUAGUCCUAGUCCUAGUCCACGCGCGAAUAUAUACAAACGUCUUGAAGCCAUUUGAUAGGACGGACCGACCGAUCUCCAGUGAGGGUUUUUGCUCAGGGAAAACGAUGAAUAGUGGCGAUACCUUAUCGACGUUUGCUCAGUUUAUCUCCUCUUCCGAUAAAUUUUUCCGGCGAGCUGAUGGAGGCUUUUGUUAUUGCUCGGCUACCGUGCUCGCUCUUGUCUUCAUUCUUCUUUACCAAGUUCUCGUUUCCCGGAAAUUUCGAUUCUUUAGUCAUGCCUCUUCUUCUUCUUCUUCUUCUUCCCCAGCCGUCUCGAUUUCUCAAUCUCACAACUCCCAAUCAAGGAUCUCGACACUUGUUUCUGAUGAAGAUCUUAAGGGACUGAUUGAGAAAUUGGGGGAAAGAAAUGAAGAUGCUGAGAUUUGGGAAGAUGUUAUUCAGAAAAGCAACCCUCGCGUGUCAUACACUGCUAAAUGCUGCAAACCAAAAGAUGGUGGUCCUGUGAAGUACCUAAGUACUACGGUGUUUGAGGACUGCUCGCCGGAGGUUUUGAGGGACUUUUACAUGGAUAAUGAGUACAGGGCACAAUGGGAUAAAACUGUGGUCGAGCAUGUGCAAUUGCAGGUUGAUAGUACUAGCGGAAUUGAGAUUGGCCGCACUAUAAAAAAGUUUCCCUUGUUGACACCAAGAGAGUAUGUAUUAGCUUGGAGAUUGUGGGAAGGGAAGGAUGAGUUUUACUGUUUCAUCAAGGAGUGUGAUCACAAUAUGGUGCCGCAACAGAGGAAGUAUGUACGUGUAAGUUACUUCAGAUCUGGUUGGCGAAUCAGGAAAGGCAAGUGUUUUUUGUCAGUUCCUGGCAGGAACGCUUGUGAGAUACACAUGUUUCACCAGGAAGAUGCGGGAUUAAAUGUUGAGAUGGCAAAGCUUGCUUUCUCAAGAGGCAUAUGGAGUUACGUUUGUAAGAUGGAAAAUGCACUUCGUAAAUUCAUUGCAACCAGUCAUCAACCCCAAGGCCCAACUUUAUCUGCUGUCAGCUUAAUGAAAAAGAUUCCAUCGGAGUUAGAAAGUCAGACAAGUGACAUCACAAACUCCUUGGGAACUACUACUACUAGUGGUCUGCACACAGGUGAAGGAGCCAAACGGAAGAAACUGUUGAGAAAGCCUUCAAAGAAAUUGAUAGCAAACAGUAUGUUACUUGUGGGCGGUGCAGUUGGUGGUGCAAUCUGUCUGUCUCGUGGUCACUCUGCCUUAGGUGCAAAGGUUGCCCUGGCUUACUUCUUGUCGAAGAUGAGAAAGCGUGGAGCUCCACUGAGCCAAACCACCCAAAAUGCUGGUAUUUAACUCAUGCAUAGAAUGUGUUUUGAUGAAACUUCGCAACUUCUAAGCUUAGAUUAAGCUUGUGUGAUAGGGGGAGUGUCUAUUAAAUAUGUGAAUACUGUCAUAGAAAACUUCUAUUUCUGCAAUGGCUCUGAUCUCAUGACCUCUGGGUCUUCAAAGUUUUGUAUACGUCUCCUGGACGACUAUAUUUAUGGCUUAAAUGUGAAUGUAAAAAAGUUGUAUUUUACGCAGUCAAGCCUAAGGAUAUGUGGCCAAGAAAAAUAUAUAUUCGGACAAGAUCUUGUUUUUUCUUA
Molecule: messenger RNA, 1703 nt
Organism: Camelina sativa (false flax)
Lineage: Eukaryota; Viridiplantae; Streptophyta; Magnoliopsida; Brassicales; Brassicaceae
Product: Polyketide cyclase/dehydrase and lipid transport superfamily protein
Molecular function (GO): lipid binding
Source: RefSeq, a predicted model, not a curated record